ACUAGCGUAUUUUUUGUCGUACGAAAAAUUUAGUUUGAAGCCCAAAAUGAGUGCAAAGGCUUUGGUGAAAGAUAUACGCGAAUCUAUAAAAUCCGGAAGCUAUGAGGAUGCUAUAAAAAAGUGUCAAAGCCUGCUAAACGUUGACAAGAAAAUGGGAUACUUGUUGCUUGGCGCCGCAUAUCAGAACGUUGACAAAAUUGAAGCAACGAAGCACCUGCGGAAGUCAAUCGAGCAUACAGAUGGUUCUCCCAUUGUUGCUUUGCAAGGACUUGCAACUUGUGCGCCCUCCACUGAGUUGCCAGAGAUUUUAGAUCAGUUGCUGGAUUUAGUUCCGGAGAAGUCCGAAGACUAUUAUGACAGGCUUUUUGCACUCGCCGCAGAUGUUUCGGCGGCUCCAUUAUGUUUUGGUGUCUUAAAGAAGCGAGCACAAAAUGUAUCUGAUCCCAAUCACACACUCGCGCUGCAGUAUCUGGGCAAAAUUUGGGUUUCCAAUGACUUUGAAGCAACCACUACAGAGGGCGAGCUCUAUAAAGCUGCUAUGGAGAAAUUACUGGCAGUUUCAGAUGGAGAUCACCAAAUCUUGAUAUAUAAGCGUUAUCUUAAGUGGCUGUACAAGGAGCAAGAUUACGUCAGUUGCAUACGUAAUGCCUGCAACAUGACCAUUUCUCACCCUAAACAUGUAUAUGCGUAUGAGUGGAUAUGUAAGAUAUACUGCGAAACCCAUUGGCAGUUAGACAAUGAAGCUUGGCAGCUGGAACUGAAGCAGCCCAUACAGUCUUAUGCGGAAAUACUUAUAAAUCUUAACGAGAAUUCCAAUCUUGGUUUACUUACAAAAGCGUUUCAUAUGUACGGUCAAGACCAAUUUCUUGGAGCACGACAACUAGCACUGCAGGCACAGAAAUCUCAUCCAACAUACAAAGUAACAUUGGAGCUGCUGGCACGGAUACAUAUGCAGUUGGGUGCCUAUAAGAUGGCUCUACUGUUGUGGCAAGAAUUGGGACAAGUACAUGAGGAGUAUGCCGAGUGUUUGUCCUAUGAAACAGAUGCAACAAAGCUCAAGGAAGCAGUCAACCUGCUGGAGAACUCGGAAAGAACAGUAAAAAAUGUGAAGUGCCUAGCACGUUGCUAUGCCAAACUGAGUCAAAUGCAACUUUUGCAAACAUUGUCAUUAGACGAACUUUCAAAGGUCGAAUAUUUUCUCUCACCCACCGAAGCCCUUCAAAAACUUGCUGCUGGGGAAUCGUUUGAGGAAUUACUCCUUUGCGGAGAGCUUCACUUUAAGUUGGGCCAAUAUGCCGACGCUUUGAAGUGUAUGCUUAAAGCUACCCGGCUCAGGCCGCACUUUUCCAAAUGCUUUGAUUAUCUGGGCCGCUUAUACCAAUCCAAUGGUGAUCUAAAUCGGGCUCGUAAAUGUUUUGAAAAAUGCAUUAAUCUGAACCCGCUGGCCGAGCAGGCUGUUGAUGCGUUGAGCUCCAUAUACCAAGAGUUGGGCGAAGAGGAUCUGAAUGAGACAUUGCUACAAAACACCCUACGAUAUUUAAAAAGUGACGAUGCUGUGCGUUUGCAGUACAAACUAGGACUGCAUUUUCUUCAAGUUAAAAAAUGGGAUGACGCAAUACAAUGUUUUCGCAUCGCUAUCAAGCACGACUUCAAAUGCAUGGUCUACUGGGAAUCGUUGGGUGAUGCCUAUGCCUCUCGUGGUUCAUAUAACUCUGCCAUUCGUGUGUUUGAGAAGAUCCUAAUGCUCUCCCCUACCAACUGCUACGCGCAAUUGCAAGUUGGCAUCGUUAAAACGACCAUUCGGAUGUAUCCAGAGGCGAUAGCAGAUUUUAAUACCCUUCUUCAGCGAAAUCCAAAUUACUUACCUGGCUUAAAGGGCAUUGCGGAAGCGCAUAUUGGGCUAGCACAAAAUCUUAAGGGCCAGAAUCUGUAUGGACGAGCUAAGCUAAAUUACCAACUGGCCGUAAACCAUCUGCAAAGUGCCUUUUUACAACCGAAAGCACAUCAAAUGGUCUGGCUGUGGCGUUUGAUGGCCAAUGCAUUUGUGCAAACAGCACAACUCCCCCUAUCACUGGCUAAUUUGGAUGUCGACGGCAGUUUGGCAAAGAGGAAUGAAGCCAUAACUUUCCUGUCACGAGAAGAGCUCUUAGUAUUGGCCCAAAGAUUUUAUCUGUGUUGUUUAAAAUUGAAGCAAAACACGUUUUUAUGGUACGAAUUGGCCAUGUGCAGUUAUCUGAGUGCUGUCUACAUACCGGAGAAAGCAGCAGUAUACUUGGAAACGGCUGCCAAGGUGUGUAAGAUGGCCAUAAAGGCGUGCACGAAUCGGUGGCAGAAUUGGAACCUCUUGGGCGUCAUAAAUAUGCACAGCGCUAAUGAAAAUUUAGCACUAGCGCAACACUGUUUUAUAAAAGCUGUCACCGUUGAACGUAAAUCUUUCACAUCGUGGACAAAUUUGGGGGUUCUGUAUUUGAAACUGCGCGAUAUUCGGUUAGCCAAUGAGGCGUUUAAUCGGGCACAACAGGCCAGUCCGAUUUACCCAAAUGCGUGGAUUGGACAGGCAAUGGUUGCCGAGACGAUUGGCGAGCAUGAGGAGGCUUUUGAUCUGUUUCGGCAUUGUCAGCAGUUUGAAUAUCAUCCAGAAGCGGCUCUCGGAUAUGCACACUGGGUAUGUGAAGUGCUCUCAGAUCCAGUGCUUCGUAAUAAGCCACACAAUAAACAUGCGAUCCGACAUAUGUAUGCAGACAUCUGUGCAUUGGAUGCUAUUAAUUGGUAUAUUCAAAAUGAGGAAGGGGAUGCGAAUGUUGCAUCAUUAACUCUUCAGGGAUUCCUAUAUGCCCGCCAAAAAAUGUAUCAAAAAGCUAUCACUGCAUUUGCUCGAGCCUGCAAGUUGGCAGAGCCUGGUGCUGAUCGGGACAAACUAUACACAAAUCUAGGUUAUUUGUAUUUGAAGUUAGGUCAGCCAGAACAGGCGGUUAUGGCGCUUAAUACUGUGGCCAAUGCAACAUUCAAACCCAUAAUUGGACUAGCACUGGCGUAUUAUCGCUCCGGUCAGUUGCAAGAAUCGUAUUCUAUUUACAACUCUGUCCUGAACAGUGUCGCUGGGCAAGAUGAUGAAAAGGCUUCAACUAUACUAGUUGCCAUGGCUUCCAUGGUUUAUGCUUUUCAAGGUCAGGCUGAUACAAAGACUUUGCUUUAUCAAUGCAUAUUACUCAAGGGAGUGGCAAUUCAGGCAUUGUUUUCCGCUUGUGCUUUGGGUGUCCUGCACUGUGACUAUGAACUCAUUGAAACCAUUAUGUCUGAAUUUGUUGCUUAUGAAUACAAUGAAGUAUACUGCGCAGACGUGUCAUAUCUAACAGCGCACUACCGCCUCGUGAGAGAAGGUCUAUGUGAAGCGGUUAACUACUUACAAAAGCGUGUGCGAAUGUUUCCUCAAAGCGCCGCAUUACGCAAAGUAUUUGCCAAAUUUCUUCUUGAUUACUGUUUCGAAAACAGAAAAUACCACCUAGCAACAUCUAAUAUGGCAUUAACAGCUUUAAAAUUGGGACACCUCUGUUUAAAAAAAGGUGUUACUGCUAAGGAGGAAGCGGAGAUUAAUCUGUAUGCAUGUCGAGCUCUAUUAUCCAUUAACAGGAACCAGUCUUUAGAGCUUAUUCAACGUACUAUUCGUCUGGAUCCCAGAAAUAAACUAGCCAGAGAAAUCCUAUCCAGCAUAUGUUAAAUCGCCUGUUCAUUUACCAUUUUAAAUUAAAAGUGAAUUAGGCGUGAAACAAGUGAUUCAAUAUUUGUAAUAAAAUGUAAUUUCCAUUUUCCUUGCCAAAUGGAUGUUAAAUUGAAAU
Scaptodrosophila lebanonensis is the source of this 3836-nucleotide messenger RNA. Its product is annotated as tetratricopeptide repeat protein 37. Gene Ontology annotation, molecular function: protein binding. The transcript has 13 exons. Bases 47 to 3718 code for a protein of 1223 amino acids. The record is from RefSeq and is a predicted model, not a curated record. NCBI's taxonomy places the organism in Eukaryota, Metazoa, Arthropoda, Insecta, Diptera, Drosophilidae. Gene Ontology annotation, cellular component: Ski complex.